AUGUUUGGAACGCUAGUUCACCUCGGUUUCGAUGCUAUGCUCCUGAGCGCUUUCUUGGCGGGGGUCAGGCGGACGACCGGCCUAACGCCGAAGUUAUCAGACGUGCCAAAUAAGGAUGUUCGUCAGCUGCUGCGGUCUUACUUGGAGUUUGGAGAGUAUGUUUUCGACUUCGCAGUGGUGAUAUUUGGCAGGUCGUCCUCGUUCGAGAGAAGACGUGAUUGA
Molecule: messenger RNA, 222 nt
Organism: Postia placenta MAD-698-R-SB12
Lineage: Eukaryota; Fungi; Basidiomycota; Agaricomycetes; Polyporales; Adustoporiaceae
Exons: 5
Coding region: 1-222 (73 amino acids)
Cellular component (GO): cytoplasm
Source: RefSeq, a predicted model, not a curated record